AGUUUUGUGAAAAUCAAAUUGAAAGCUUCGAUCCCAGAAGAAGAGCUCUUCGAAAGGAAAAGCCUCCAGGAACUGCUGCUAGUUUUAGUUUGGAGGAGUGGAAAGAAAAGCGAUUUAAAGAGCUUGUCAAAAGAAAUGAAUCAAAGAGAAACUGAACUUAAACACCAAUUAGUCCUGGAUAACUCUGAAAAUGUGCCACCUGUGCGUGGAUCAAACAUCUUUGUUGCCUCCAAGCAGGAUCUUGCCUGCUUGUCGGUGGGGAGAUCAGUGCUGAGAAGGGUGAAAUGGGGAAUGCACAGAGAAAGUUUCCUGGCAGAGGAGAUGGUGGACCUCAAACUGAAGAUAAACCGCCAUCAACAGCCAAGAAGGCCCAGACGAAGAGAGGGAGCUCGGAAAAAGGCAGUUAUCAGGGUGCAAACCAGGCUAAAGAGCAAGGGCAGAUCAGUGAAUUCAAGAGGAAUGGGAGCUAUGCAGGUGAUCAGACAAGCCCCAGUUCAUCGGGUACUGACAGCAGCAGGCCUGAUGUGCCUGUAGACUCAGGAGCUCUGCCUCCUGCUAUUGCCAGGCUGAAAAGUCAAGGCAAUGAGCUUUUCAAGAGCGGACAAUUUUCUGAAGCACUGCUGAAGUACACACAAGCCAUCAAUGACUUCACAGAGGCCGAGAUAGACAGUCCUGGAGAUCUCAGCAUUUUGUUUUCAAACCGAGCAGCAUGCUUCCUAAAGGAUGGUAAUUGUAGUGAUUGUAUUCAGGACUCUACCAGAGCCUUGGAGCUUCAGCCUUUCACUGUCAAGCCUCUCCUACGGAGAGCAAUGGCUUAUGAGUCACUAGAGCGUUACCGGCAAGCCUAUGUGGAUUAUAAGACUGUUCUCCAGAUUGACAGUGGGGUACAGUCUGCCAAUGACAGCGUCAACAGGAUUACAAGACUGUUGAUAGACCAGGAUGGCCAUAGCUGGCGAGAUAAACUUCCUGAGAUCCCAGCAGUCCCAAUAUCUGCUCAGCAAAACAAAUGGGAAGGCACCUCUGGAAACUGUGAACAAACACAGCAAAAGGCUAACGAAUCUGGUGGCACUAAACCUGUGCAGGACACAGGUAAAAAAACAGAAGCCCUCUUCCUGUCCCAUAAACAAGAAGGAAAUGAUUUUGUGAAGAAGGGCCAGUAUAAAGAUGCCAUUGAAAAAUACACUGAAUGCUUGAAGUUAAAACCAAGUGAAACUGCAGUUUACACAAAUAGAGCCCUGUGUAACUUAAAACUGAAUCAAUAUGAAGAGGCCAAACAGGACUGUGAUUCUGCACUGCAGUUAGAACCUUCCAAUAUGAAAGCAUUUUACAGAAGAGCCAUGGCUCACAAGGGGUUGCAGGACUAUGCUUACUGCGUGGAUGACUUGAAAGAAGUCCUAAGAUUGGACCCGAAUGUUGCUGAGGCAGAGAAGGAGCUUCAGGAGGCAGCUGACCUGUUGAGCAAGCAGAGUGUUGUUCCCGAUAGCCAGGAGAAGCACAGGAAGAAAAUCCAGAUCCAAGAGGUCAAUGACCAUGGUGAAGAGGAAACAGAAAAUGCACGAGAUAGAAAAGAGGUCAACCAUCAUGUUGGCACAGAAGGAGAUAAUGAAAUCAACCACUGUGGUUAUGAAAACAUGUUCCCCUUACAGCUCACAAAUGCUUAUGAGUUUGGACAAGCCUUGAAUGCAGUGAAAUCUAAGGAGGACGUUGCUGCCUGCGCAAAACUUCUCUGCAGCGUGGAACCAGAGAACCUACCAUCACUGAUGAGCAAUAAAUUAGAGGUAGAGAGCUUUACAAUAAUCAUUCAGGCACUGGACAGCCAUCUCCUUCAAAAGGACCCUAAACUGGUGUACCGUCAUCUAGUCCAUCUGCAUGAAGCAGAAAGGUUUAAGAUGGUGUCAUUGCUAUUGGGCAAAACUGAAAGGGAGCAAGUAAAGCAACUGUUUGAUCAUCUCUCAACAGUGGAAAGUGCACAAUUCACAUCAGAUGAUGUCCAGAAUCUUGCAAAACAUUAUUUAUUUUAAUCUGCAUGCAUUAAUUAGACUUUGAUCUGUGCAAAUAGUAUGACUUAUAUACUAUUACAGCUCUCAACUGUACAAUGAAUGAAAAAGACUUAAAAUUGCACCUCAAUAUUUAUUGUUUCAUGUUAAAAGAAAAUAUAUAAUUUAUAUAGAAAGGGAUAUUAUUUAAUUUGGAGAUGCAUGUAUUAUUUUUCCAUUUGGAGAUUUUUACAUUAUAACUUGCGUGCGUUCAUGUUUUAGUUUGACUUUUUUGCCUCAGUUUACAGCUUAUCCUGUCCAUUAAGUACCCGAUUGCUUUCUGUAUAUCAGAUCACCUUUUCUGUUGUAAAAACACAAAGGGCUGGUAAAGUGUAUGUUUUUGGAAUGUUUUAAUCAUUCAUGGGAAGUUUGGAGCUUUGUGUCAAAGUUAGGUGCAGAGUCAUAUUUUUAAGGGUUACCAAAUCUGCUUGUUUCUUUAAGCUGUUUAAACAAAACCAGAAUGCAAUAAUAAAUGGUCUCUAGACUGUCUAUUUUUUAUCUCAAAUACAUAAUACUGCAUGAAGAUGACUGUACAGAGAAAUGCUGCCAAAUCAGCAGAAUUAACCACAAAGCAGUGUAUAUGUGUUUUGAAUUUACACUGCAUUGAAGAUUUUGAUGGAACAUGUAUUUGAAAUAUAUUGGAGAUAUGUCUGCUUUGAAACUUGACAUUGUAUAUUUAUUUAGGUCUUCCACUCAGGUUUCUUCUCCUUUGCAAAAUGCUAUUUAUUUUAUAAGUGGCUGAAUAAAAUAAUAAAAUGUUUUAUUUAUUUUUAAAUGUCUGUUAUACAGGUGACUGUAUUUCACUGUUUUUUUUCCACUUGGAAUGAAAAUCUAGUGAAUGUACUAAAUUCAGGGGAUGAGCUUGAUGCAGCAAUUGCCUUGGAGCAAUAAACUGCAUGUUUUAAACAGUAUUUAUCUGUUUUUUCUUCCUUAAAUUAUCUUUUGAUAAGAGUCUUAACCGUACAACUUUUCCAAAACCCAUUCAUGUUGCUGCACUCUAUGAAAAUGUGUAUGUCAAACGUAUUAUUAAUGUUUGUCAGUCAUGCAAAUCUAAAUGCAUUAAAACAAGAAAAAUGUCUCACAACACAUUGAUAAAACUACAUCUGGAUUUUCAGUUUAAUUCAGUAAGACAUCUGUAUGUCCAUGUAAUUUAAUACUUAAUUCCCUUCUUUUCUUAAUAAUCGGAAGAGGAUCAGAACACGUUGGCCAAUUUUUACAUAGAAUUUGAAAAACCAUAUCAUCCAUUUACGUACCUUUCCUUUCCUUUGUAUCAUACACCUUAUGCUCGUAUUUUUUACACUUCAUUGCCAAAAGAAAAACAUAUAUAUUGUGGAGGUCACAGCAAAUGUCCUUUUUACAUGUUUUAAAUCAUAACCAGAUUAACUUAAUUAGGAAUUUAUGAAGUUGCUUAAGAAUCCUCAGUGUCACACACAAGCCGAAAUUGUGGGCUGCAGUGCCCACAGUGUCAUACAAAAGGGUUUCUUAGACAUUUCUCACAAAUUCCCAAACCCACGUGAUGGCUUAAAACAAUUCUGA
Molecule: messenger RNA, 3572 nt
Organism: Polyodon spathula (Mississippi paddlefish)
Lineage: Eukaryota; Metazoa; Chordata; Actinopteri; Acipenseriformes; Polyodontidae
Product: sperm-associated antigen 1A-like
Exons: 11
Coding region: 285-2021 (578 amino acids)
Biological process (GO): axonemal dynein complex assembly
Cellular component (GO): cytosol
Molecular function (GO): protein binding
Source: RefSeq, a predicted model, not a curated record